CAGCGGUGGCAGUACUGUUGUAAUUGACUUGGUGGGGGUGAUGGCGUCAUUUUAUGCCCUGGUGUAGCCUCCUGCUCCAAUAGCGAAGGGGAGACGGAUCUUUGGCCGACGCGACCGUGGCUCCCUUGGCCGGGAUCGAGCACCGCCGAGCCGGACAAUUCACCCCGGGAAACAUGGAGGCUGUGGCCGAGGAGCUGCGGGCCGGCUCUCGGGUACCUGUCACUAUCGAUCAAGUAGUUAACGAUACACUGGUGGUGACGCUGACCUAUCGAGAAACGAGCUACACGGGGAUAUUACUCGAUUGCAACAAAAAGACUGGGCUAUUUUGUCUACCAGAUUUCACAGCAAAACUCGGGGACUGCCCAGUAUCUAAACCGGCUUGUGAAAUCCCAGAAGUUCUGAGUGAGGAGCCGGUUCCCACCUCUCCCAGCCAGGCUUCACACAGACCAAAGGAUGAAAACACUCUCCCUGAAAGCAGCAUACCUACUGCACCUCCACCCUGCCCCGUACCCACACCAGUGCCAGCUGGACAGACUCCUUAUCCUCCUUAUUUUGAAGGAGCCCCCUUCCCUCAGCCCUUAUGGGUGCGCCACACCUACAGCCAAUGGGUACCUCAGCCUCCUCCACGACCAAUCAAGAGAAAGAAGAGGCGGACGCGAGAGCCUGGCCGUAUGACCAUGAGUACUAUCCGUCUGCGGCCGCGGCAGGUACUAUGUGAAAAGUGCAAAAACACACUUAAUAGUGACGAGGACAGCAAAGACGGCAUGAGCAACACCAAGACUUCUAGAAAAGAGAAUGCGCUACAGAGUGACGACGAGGGCGAUGACAAGGACUCCUCAUCUAAGUUGUCGAGAAAAGAGGAUGUAGUUGCAUCUAAGGACACUAAAAGGCGGGAAAAUGGCCCCAGCCUUGACAGUAAGCGCCUCAGAAAGGACAAAAGGGGUGAGACUGAUGGGGAGAAAUAUCCUGGAGGUGAUGUUAUCCCCCACAGUCCUGUCAUAAAGAUCUCCUAUAGCACUCCACAGGGCAAGGGGGAGGUCAUGAAGAUCCCCUCACGAGUCCACGGUUCAGUCAAGCCAUUCUGCCCCAAACAACUGGUGCAGAAUGGCGUGGGAGAAAAUGGCAAGACGCCUUCAGAUCCCACCAAGGAACAGCGGCACAUUUUAGAUGCCACAAGGUCUGGCCUCACUGUGUCCAUUCCCAAACUCAAACUAACUAGGCCUUUUGCAACCGUGGGUCAGGACUCAACUUCUCCAAAGAUCCGCUUGAGAACCCCUCAAAGAGAGGGUGAGGAAAGCAUGGUUGAGUAUGAGGCAGAACUUGUUGGGGGCACUAGGAGACGAAGCCCCAGAGCGCCCGGUCCAUGUCUCCCCCACUCUGAAGACUCAGGAGAAGGCAAAAACUCUUUGGAGUUGUGGUCAGGGAGUUCUGGGGAGGAGGCUGAGCGCGGCCACAGCGACCUCACGCUUCUCAUCAAUUUCCGAAAGCGUAAAGCGGAUUCUUCCAGCCUGUCGGUCUGCAGCAGCGACAGUCUAGACGAGUCCAAGUCCUUCAGCUCCGACGGCACCUCACCUGAGCUGUGCGACCUGGCACCUGGCGAGGACCUCUCCGUGACCUCGUCUUCUGUACCUUCACGGGACGACUGCAAGACGGUGCCGCCGCUCACGGUGCGGCUUCACACCCGCAGCAUGACAAAGUGCGUAACGGAGGAGGGUCACGCUGUGGCGGUGGGUGACAUUGUGUGGGGGAAGAUCCACGGCUUCCCCUGGUGGCCCGCGCGCGUCCUCAGCAUCAGCGGCACGCGCAAACAGGAGACGGCCAGCUGCGAGGCCCAGUGGCCCCAAGCGAAGGUGGCGUGGUUCGGUUCACCCACCACCUCCCAGCUGUCUGUUGCCAAACUGUCGCCCUUCAGGGAGCUCUUCAGGUCCCGCUUCAACCGUAAGAAGAAAGGGAUGUACCGGAGAGCCAUCCUGGAGGCAGCCAAGGCUGUGGGUCACAUGGGCCCGGAGAUUACAUCGCUGCUAUCUCACUGCGACACAGGCUGAGGACUGAAGAGAGGUCUCCGAGGUUUUUCUGAAUUCUCAGACUCUGUCAUCAAGACCCAGGAGGGAGUACGUGCGGUUGCCACGGCUACUAUUUAUAUGCCGUUUUUUU
Stegastes partitus (bicolor damselfish) is the source of this 2154-nucleotide messenger RNA. It is a transcript of the gene pwwp2b, whose product is annotated as PWWP domain containing 2B. Lineage: Eukaryota; Metazoa; Chordata; Actinopteri; Pomacentridae. Gene Ontology annotation, cellular component: chromocenter; nucleus. Gene Ontology annotation, molecular function: chromatin binding. Bases 174 to 2045 code for a protein of 623 amino acids. The record is from RefSeq and is a predicted model, not a curated record. The transcript has 3 exons.